This is a messenger RNA of Raphanus sativus (radish), 782 nucleotides long. Its product is annotated as protein DOWNSTREAM OF FLC. The transcript has 2 exons. The record is from RefSeq and is a predicted model, not a curated record. Lineage: Eukaryota; Viridiplantae; Streptophyta; Magnoliopsida; Brassicales; Brassicaceae. The coding region runs from base 116 to 616 and encodes 166 amino acids.
CUUUCAUCUUCUUCCCCUAGAUUCGCUUCUACUCACUGUCUUAAAUUUCUACCUUUACUUUACUUCCUUCUCACUUCGAUCCAUACUCUCUCUCUCUAACUCUCUCUUCUCGAAAAUGGCGAAACUAGUGAUCUUGAUGGUCCUCUGCAUCUUGCCGGCGAUAGCCAUGGCGGCGAGGAAGCAGCCACGCAUCGGAAAGAACACUCUUGUCGUUCAAGGCAUCACUUACUGCGACACAUGCAAGUUCGGUUUCGAGACUGCCGAAUCCUCCUACGUCCUUCCCGGCGCGACGGUGAAGCUUUCUUGCAAAGACAGGAAGACGAUGGAAGAGAUCUACAGUGACGUGGCCGUGUCGAACCGUCACGGGAAGUACAUGUUCGUCGUCCACGAAGACCACAAAGACGAGAUGUGCGAUGUGAUGCUCGUGAAAAGCUCGGACAAGGGUUGUUCGAAAAUCUCAAAGGGGCGUGAGCAGUCGCGCGUGAUAUUGAACCAUUACAAUGGUAUCGCUGAGCAGAUUAGGCAUGCGAACAACAUGGGGUUCGAGAAGGAUGUUAGCGAUGUGUUUUGUUCUGAGUUGAUUAAGAAGUAUCAGGUUGAUGAAGAUGAGAUUUGAGAUUAGUAGAUCUGUUUUCUUGUCUAUGUUGUGAUCUGAUGUUUUUUUUUAAUAUAUUUAUUUGUCUUGGAUGAUGAUCGGAACUCUGGUUGUGUAAGCUUUCUUUAUUGAUGUGUUACUUCCCUGCUUGGGAAGUGUCUUUAAUAUUUGAUUACUUUGUUUCUUU